AUGGAGGUUGAGGCAAUGAAAUCGGGGCCUCGCCCUUGUCUUCUUCGCCGGAGACUGCAAAUGAUGGGAAUUCUAUCGAUAAAGAAGAGGCAUAGGCAUCGCCUCUCGAUCCAAUCCGUCUCCCCUGGCCUCCCCAACACACUCUUGAUACGAAAAAAACCUCCCACCAUAGAGAAGAGAUCUAAAGUCUGGGUCCCGCUGAUCACCCUUUCCUUUGAACCUGAACUGGUCGAGAGAGAUGAACCCGCACCACAUUUUCUAACCUUCGAACCGAAACCCCAACUAGAGAUGGAAUUCAAGAACCUAAACAACUCAGUUGAGAGCUACGUGACCGUUCAAGGGAGGCGCAGGUGUUCGUCAACGAUGAAAGCCGCUGAACUUAAGAUUCGAGUUGAGAAAGAGUGCCCAGGAGAGGAGGGCUUCGGGGACUGGGGAAGACGAGUGGAUUAUAGAGUGAGGGGCGGAUCGAAGGGGAAGGGCAGAUCCUCUGCAGUAGGAAGGUGUUCGUUGCUGGGACGGGUUCAAACUGGACUGAAGGGAGGAGGAAUUCAAGACUCCGAUCUUACUGGGGAUUCAUCACUGGCUAGGGCUCUCGAAUCAAAGCAUGGGCAUCUGCAACUAAGAGAAGAGGGAACAGUAGAUCGUCGAUUGACGAGCCGGGGGAUAUGCCAACUAGAGCAAGAAGUCCGGAUAAUUAAGUCUCAAAAAGUGGAUUUUGGCUUUUUUGAAUAUAGAGAUUUCGCCCACAAGAGACCAGUACCAGCUCCUAAGCCUAAGCUCUUUAUCUUUAGCCUGCAAGCGCUUCCAAAGUUGUUAGCGUGCGUGGGGUUACCUAAGGUCAGAAGUGGAUUCCCUUUCUGGGGUACUUGA
Messenger RNA from Dovyalis caffra, 870 nucleotides. The record is from the annotation of a GenBank genome assembly. NCBI's taxonomy places the organism in Eukaryota, Viridiplantae, Streptophyta, Magnoliopsida, Malpighiales, Salicaceae.